This is a messenger RNA of Drosophila ficusphila, 1576 nucleotides long. RefSeq names its product aladin. The transcript has 5 exons. Lineage: Eukaryota; Metazoa; Arthropoda; Insecta; Diptera; Drosophilidae. Bases 88 to 1494 code for a protein of 468 amino acids. Gene Ontology annotation, biological process: nucleocytoplasmic transport. The record is from RefSeq and is a predicted model, not a curated record. Gene Ontology annotation, molecular function: protein binding. Gene Ontology annotation, cellular component: nuclear pore.
AGCAGUAAUCGUGCAAUCGAUAGCAGCGGUGCAAAUUUUGCCGCUUUUUUGUUAAAUUAUUCCGUUGAAUGUAAACAAACUGGAGGAAUGGCGGCUCUAAGCAAUCUGAAACAGUGUCCACCGUUUUCCACGCUGCCGGAUCUGGCACUGCGGCACAAUCACAUCCCAGAGCUGGAGCGCUAUCCGCAGAUACACCUGAACAGCGAACUCCUGGCCAAUUCUGCCGGCCAGCGGUACUACGGCGGCCAGAGCUUUGUGUCCGUGAACGAAGGCGUCCUCAAAAGGAUAACGCGUACCUUCUUCGAUGGCGGCUUCUGGGAAUCACUGGAGGAAGCGAGGAGCGCCAAGAGCCGGGAGCAGGCACCGUUGAUUGCACAGGCGGGUGACCUGAUUGCCCGGCUUUUGGGUCUGGCCACUGGAUUGAAGCUAAAGGUCUUUCCGCACACUCAAGAACUCAGUGCGGAACGGAUAGCGCAGUUCGUGGAGACCAGGGAUUGGUUAAACAGCGACGUGCGCUUCCUUGCUUGGAACUGUCACUUCUUUAGUUUGGCUGUAGCCGGCAUUGACGAUGUGGUGCGCAUCUAUACUAAGAACUCCAGCGGAUCCAAUGCCACUGUCUUAAAGAGCCCCACUCAAACGCAUAUCACCUGCAUGGCCUGGCGACCGCUCUGCGCAGCGGAGAUCGUAAUUGGCUGCCGGCAGGGUCUCUGUUUCUGGGAAGUGGACAACAGUCUGCAUCUGGGACGCACAAAUGCACCCAGCAAGGUUUUCAAACAUCCCUCCAAUCUGCCGAUAACAUCGCUGCAUUGGAACAAGGACGGCACCCAGUUGGCCACCGCAUCCAUUGGCGAUCGUUCUAUUAUAAUCUGGCAGCCGGACAAUAACACUAUGCAAGCACUUAAACGAAUGGGACCGCCGGGCUCGCUGCUCAAGUGGUCGCCGGAUAACGACUGGCUUUUUGCGGCCACGGUGGAUCGGGUUUUUCGCGUGUGGAACUGCCAACAGCAGUGGACCACCGAGCGGUGGGUUUGCGGUCCUGGAGGACAUGUGCAGACCGCUUGCUGGUCACCCUGCGGUCGCUACCUCCUUUUCGUAAGCAGCACGGAGCCGAUCCUCUAUCGCCUGCAGUUUGUGCAACAAAGUCUACUUUCGUCUUCUGCGGAUGACAAGGAAAUCCUUCCCAUUGCUGAUCUGAAUGCGUGCAGCAUCGAUACGAAUUCCACUCUCAUCGGUGGUCCCGCCCAGCAAUUGGCUUGGGAUCCGCAUGGCAAUUACCUUGUGAUCACGUUCAAGUCGACCAAUUGCAUCGCUGUGUUCCGCACCUUCAUCCAGAAGUUCGAUCUACAGAUCUCGGCUGCGUAUUAUUUAAGCGGAGAAACUGCGUCGGAGCAUCCCAGCUUCAUCUGCUUUCAGCCACUUUACAAGGAUAACGAUCGUUCCGUAUUGACGAUCGCCUGGUCGUCGGGUCGCAUACAAUAUUACGCCUUUGAUUAGGCGUUAACUAAGCGUGUUUUCAUUUUAAUAUUUUUAUUUGAUUUGGUUUUUAUAAGCGUUAAUACACAGUUAAAUAGGAAAA